Molecule: messenger RNA, 1903 nt
Organism: Argentina anserina (silverweed cinquefoil)
Lineage: Eukaryota; Viridiplantae; Streptophyta; Magnoliopsida; Rosales; Rosaceae
Product: cyanogenic beta-glucosidase-like
Exons: 13
Coding region: 46-1482 (478 amino acids)
Biological process (GO): carbohydrate metabolic process
Molecular function (GO): beta-glucosidase activity
Source: RefSeq, a predicted model, not a curated record
UUGCCAACUACUCUUUUAUCUCUUUCCUCUUUCUGGUUAAGGUCGAUGAGCUACAUGAGGCCGUCCUCGUUUUGCUUAAUGGAACACUGUUGGUUUUGUGUUCUUCUGGGUUUAGACACCAGAGACUACUUACCCUUAUCUCAUACACACAGAGAUUUCAACGAUUCCAGCAAAUCCCUGGUUUCAGUGAUGACUGUUAGGGUAUGCUGGUUCUGCAGAUUUUAUAUUAUGGUGUCUUGUUUGACAUCAAGAACAAUGGAGGCCUGUUUCCGGAGAAGCUGCCACGAUUUUGAGUUUAGCGGUCAAUCUUCACCAGCAGGUACAGGAGCCCUCGUUAACCAGAAAGUUUCCAACCUCAAUAAGGCUCCGAUCAAUAGUACCGGAAGCGAGUCAAUUAGCAGGAAAGACUUUCCGGCUGAUUUCAAAUUCGGUUGCGCCACUUCUGCUUUGCAGACAGAAGGAUCCGGAACUGAAGGUGGGAGAGGACCAUCAACAUGGGAUAGUUACAUACAAGAUAGCACUCCAGGGAUAAAAUUUGCAGUUGAUUCGUACCACCGAUAUAAGGAGGACGUGCAACUGCUCAAGGCAAUGGGAGUGGAUACUUAUAGAUUCUCCAUAUCUUGGUCAAGAAUUCUCCCUGGGGGAACCAUAGACGAGGGAAUAAACAAGGAGGGUAUCAACUUCUAUAACAACUUCAUCAAUGACCUAAUUGCGAAUGGGAUAACUCCAUUUGCCACAUUGUUCCACUUCGACUUGCCCACAACACUUGACACAAAAUACAACGGUUUCUUAAGCAUUGUCAUCGUGGAUGAUUUUAAAGCCUAUGCGGAUUUAUGUUUCAAAACUUUCGGCGAUCGAGUGAAGCACUGGGCUACUAUCAAUGAGCCACAAGUAUGGGGUCAAUAUGGCUUCACUAACCCAGAUCCAAACGCAAAUGCUGCCACUGAUCCUUUCCUCUCUGCACAUCAUGUCUUAUUGGCUCACGCUGCUGCUGCCAAACUCUACAAAAACACAUACCAGCCAUCACAAGGAGGAGAGAUUGGAAUUCCUCUAGUUGUUGAAUGGUUUGAGCCAUUUGAAGACACAAUGCCAGAUAAAGCUGCAGCUCGUAGAGCGUUUGAUUUCUUAGUCGGAUGGUUUAUGGAGCCACUUUUAUAUGGUGAUUACCCCUUAAUCAUGAAAGCUCUAGUAAAGGGUGGACUUCCAAAUUUCACAAACGAGGAGAAAGAGCUGGUAAAAGGGUCAUACGAUUAUAUUGGGGUGAACUACUAUACUUCCCGGUUCGCAGCUCCAAUAGCAAUAGUGGACGAUGAAGAAAUUUCCGAUUUUGAUCAGUUCCAGCAUGUUAACAUCACAGUGGAUGGACCAGAUGGGGAACCCAUAGGCACUCCAACACCAGGGAGCAGUGAGAUCUACGUUUACCCACAAGGGCUGAAAAAGGCAUUGAUAUUGCUGAAGGAAUACGGCAAUCCCAAAUUUUAGAUUACUGAGAAUGGAUAUCCAGAUAAACGAGAUGACACCAUUCCAAUUUCAACUGCUUUGAUUGACGAUGCUCGAAUUCAUCAUAUAAAGGAUCAUCUCUCUGCAAUUAAAGAGGCCAUGAACACCGGAACAAAUGUGAAGGGCUAUCUGAUGUGGGCAAUGUUGGAUUGCAUGGAGAUGGGGUCGGGUUACCAAGUUCGAUUUGGUCUCAGUUUUACAAAUUAUUGUAACCACUUAAAUCGAACUGCCAAGAAAUCCGCCGGCUGGCUCAAAUCUUUCUUGACUUCCAAUUGAAGGAGUGAAUCGAUCGAGUGAUUAUACCGGUAUACCGAAGCAUAAUUCUCUGUCCAAACUCAAAAUAUGAAAGGAGGCAUCUAUAUAAAAUAGUCCUCCACAGUUCUUGGUAUAGACAUUGAUCUAU